UGCGGCACACUGAAACUACAUGUGAAACUUUCUGGACAACCCUUGUGCUGGACUCCAAGUAUCCACACUUGAGGAAGGUGGCAUUUAACAUCUUGACUAUGUUUGGCUCGACAUACGUAUGUGAGUCUGCGUUCUCAACAAUGAACAACAUUAAAUCGCGUAAUCGCUCCGUUUUGACUGAUAAUCAUCUGUGCAACUGCCUCCGUCUUGCCUUGACUGAACUCACUCCAAACUUCAAGGCCCUUGUCCACCAGAGGACCUGUCAUUUUUCCCACUGAUGGGGCACUUGCAGCAAGAAAAAUGUUUCGGACCUUGACUAUACCUUGACCAAGAAAUGUGGACCUUGACAAAAAAUAAUUGACUACCCCUGCAUUGGGGGUUUCACCAGGUCGUGGGGGCUGGGAAGCCGACUGUAUCAUACGAGGCUGAUAAAACACCUAAAGAACUGAGACCCGAAUUGAUUGUGACAACUGGACAGGAUUGGUUGAAACUUGAAAAUAAAAGACUAGUCGCUAUGUGCAUUUAAAUUUUAAAUUUGAUGAUUUGAGGAAUAUCUCUCUCUGCUUUCCUGUCUAUUUAUUUUCUCUAUUCUCUUCAUCUCUAUUUCUCUCUUGCUCGCAUCUGCUGUACGCACUGUUAUUUCGUUUCCUGUUGUGAAACCACAAAGCUGCUAUAAGAAAAGAGGAAGUAGGUGAAACAAAAACAGUACUGUAGACUUGCCUAGCCUGACAGACUGUUGAAAGGGGGGUGAUUAAUAAAAUGAAGGAAAGUGAUUGGUAUUCAUCAUGUAUAAAACAUGACAAACAACAAGAAAUAGUAGAGAAACUAAAGAUUAACUUGACUGAACUAAAAAAGAAGGUGAAAGAGAUGGAACGGAUGAUGCGAGAGUUGGAAACUGAGUUGGGACUUGACGUGAGAGGAUUUAGAGGAAACUGCAGCAGAGAUGUGGCCAAGCUGGCCGCCAAAAUUUCUUUAAGGGAAACUGUGAUGACUGCGGGAAAUAUGGGCAUAAGAAAAGGGAUUGUCCAGGGCAAGGAAAGAAUAGCGGAAGUCAGAAUGAGGGAUAGAGUAUGUGGAAUGCUGGACAAAUAGAAUGCGUGGCAGAUGGUUUAAAGCAAGUUGUGGAAGGUAUGAGUAAGUGUUUAAGGGUUUGUGAAGUGUGACAAAAAACAGAAGUAAAGGUGGACUAAAAAGGAUCCUGUUUAUGAAAUGCGCAUUGUUUUUCUGUCUGUCUAUUUAAUGUUUACGUGUCUGUAUGCCUCCUACAGUGACCCCCGACAUAAAGCGCAGAUUUAACUGUUACUGACUGCCCAAAGGAAGAUGAGUACUUUAAACUUACCAUCUCCAGUAUUUAGUGGUAACCAGUCUUUAAACAGCAAAACUGACGCUCAAUUUAAGGAAGGACAUUUGGGUCUCGCUGAGGAGGAGAGAUGAUGAGCGCUGCGUAUGUGUGUGUGUGUACAUGUGCACUGUUAUGCGUGAAUGAGAGUAGGCUGAUUUGACAGAAAUGAACUAUAAUUGCGGAAGUGUUAGCAUAAUUAUGGUGGAGGUGUGGUAAUGACAAAAGGAGGGCGUGGUAAAGUCUGUGACCAGACGGAAGGGAGUUUGCACUCGUACCAAUAGAGGCCUUGCGAAUCAAUAGUCAUCUGACGAAACAGGCCAUUGGGGGAGAAGCAGACGCCUCCCUCUGUUACAGGCUACGGCCACAAGGUGGAGUAGAAAUAAAGCGAUGUGACUGUAUUACUAACACAACCCAUUUUGCCAUGCUCCUACUACCCCUUGAUGUGUAAGUGGGCACAUGGUCUUGACCACGUGUCCAAAGGAGGGGUAGGGGUAGUAGACUAUGUUUAUACGUUUAUAAAUGUUGGGUAUUUUGGUUUUGUUUUGGUUUAACUGCUUUUGCUGAACAGUUAUAAAUGUGUUAUAUGUAUGCGGAACAACAUUGGGAAGGAAAACGGUGCACCCAUGACAGCCCAUCCAAAACCAAAUCAGUUUUUUGAUCAUGUGAUGAUGGAUUUUAUCGAACUGACCCCUUGGCAAGGGAAAAAGUACUGCCUAAUAAAAUAAAAUAAAAAUAAAAGUAAACCAAAUUAACUAAACUGCGCGCUAAAACGGGGCUGGCAUGGGGAACGGUUCUUCCUCUGGCUUUGAUGUACAUGAGGGGACGCUCUCAUUCUGCACAUGGCCUGAGUCCACAUGAGGUUUUGACAGGAAGAGUAAUUUCUAUGCCUAAUCACUUACCUUUUACCAGGCAACAGCUGACCCUCCAGGGAUGUGACGAUGAAAUGGUUGCGUACUGUAUAGCUCUCAAUAAUGUGCUUAAGAAUCUUUUCUCCAGGGUACAAGACGCCUUACCUGACUCAGCUGAAGGACCAGGGCAUCGCAUCUGCCCCGGAGAUUGGAUCGUGAUCAAGGACCCCCGACGAAAGCAUUGGCACCAACAACGGUGGAUCGGACUUUUCCAGACAAUCCAGCUCUGUUUUGGUUUUCCCGGCACAUCUCAUUAUGGGGAAGCAUUUCAUUCAAUUUGGCAAGUUUUGGUAAACCUGGUAGUUGCGCUAUUUUAUCCUUUUGGGAAUGAAUGGGGAAACUGAAUCGGACAAUACCCGCCAAAGACGCAGUGUGCACUCCCCAUGGCACAACAUGAACCACUCCACCAAGCAUACUGAACUGAGCGAAUACGAACAUAAUACAUGGUAUUAAUUUACAGAGUGCAUGGUAUGUGGGAGGUAUGAGGCCACAGUUCCACUCCACUCAAUGUCCCCCACUAAUGCCCUUUCCCCAGACAGGUUGUGGGAAAGGCAAAACCAUUUGCGAUGGGAGCAACCUGGUUGCAAACGUUGGUAAAAAUAAACACUGAAGAUAUUUCGCCAAUACGCCAAAGGGUGUGGUGAGUUUAGACUAUUAACUAAAAUAUUGAAUACAACCUUAAAUCAUGAAUUGGAUACUUGCCAACAUAACACAGGUGGCCGUCAAAGGAGGGGUCUGAUUGAUGACAUUGCUGGGUGGUUCGGGGCUGUGAAUUCAAGCCUCAAUUCCAUAGAUAAUAUACAGCAGGUCAAUGAAAACCAUGGCCAGUUUCUGAAAGCAGGUGAUGCUUUUCUGAGAUUGGCCAUGGCUGAACAAAUGACUGGUGAAAGACGGUUGACACAAUAAUUGAAGAUGUAAAUUUGACAGCUUGGAGAGAACAGAUGUUACGUGGGAUAGCCAAAACCCGGAUACCGAUAUGUACUGAACGAUGUGAUGAAGAUAUUUGUUUUAUUUUAAUAGUGCCACAUACCACCAGUCGGGUCCACCACAGUACCUGAAUAACGGUCAGUAGUCUAGGGGUAGUAAUUGGAACACGGGUUAUAAACCCACAAAAUAAACACGGCUGAUCAGCGUGCCCAAAAAUGCCACUCUGUACUUCAAAGCCACUGAGUGUAUUGAAUUUGGUGAUGCUGUUCUGUGUGACCAUGCUAACAGCACUAACCUAUCAAUGCAAUUGAUGGAAGCAACGGUACACCCAAAGCUAGGGUACAAAAGAUGCACUCAGAUGAGAAAUGGAACAUGGUGUGUAAUCACCUCAAAUAUGGGGGUGGGAAGUAGCGGCCAGGUAAGCCUCAUGUCGCCGGCUGUGUGUUUUCACCCGCAGGGUGUUGUGACUGUGGGACACCUGAGCAUGCACCCCACUCCACCUAUUAACAUCACAGGCAUUAACAAAGAUGCUGAGGAAUGGAUGAAGACAAUCAAUCAUACAAUAUGCUGAUGGCAUUGGCACACAUUAACAAGCAGCUUAUGGACGUUCACUCAAGAGUUAGUAGAGUGCAGGCGUCGCUGGCGGGUAACACUGGUCAACUGAUAUUGCUCAGAUGCCUGAUCAUGUGGGUGGGGUAUCCUAUGUGGAUUAGCUGGAGAAAGUGCUGGAGUGGACUGGGCUGACCAGUGGAAUGUGGUGGGACAUGCGUCCUCGCUUAUUUUAUUAUUGGUUUUACCUAUUGCUAUUUUAUUAUAAAUAUGUGCUUAGGAAACAAAAGAGAUUACCUACAGGGCUAGUCAAUGAAGUAUUGUGUUCCUGCAUACGGGGCUAUUAACACCACUAAACACUUGACCAUGCCUCUUCUGGCCACGGACGAAUACCGGCCUGAACCCACUAGAGGCAAUUGCCGAUGAUGCCAUUUAAAUGUGGUACCGGGUUUGCACGGCACCAAAGGAGGGAAUUGUAAUGGAAUUUUUGUAACAUUGCAAUUGCUUAGCUUGCUCAAUGGCAAACAAAUAGGUUUACAGAUAACAAUACAGUUUGCAACGAUAAGUUUAAGUAGAGACCUGUCCCGAGUCUAUAGGACGAGCGGAACAUGAGCUAUAAGAAAUAAUAACUUUAUGUGUAGAAGGUUGUGGCAAAGUGCCCGCCCCUGUGUGUAUUUUGCGUGUUAUGUGUUGUAUGUAUGGUGCGUAUGUUAAUGUUGGUGUAUAGAUUGGUACACGGGAUAUAAACGGGUCUGUGUUUCACGUGUGAUUUAAAAAGGUAGUUUUGUAUUUAGGCACGAGGAGGGCACAAAUCACUUCACGUGCUGGUUAAAUGUAAUAUGUGAGCACGGGGUUGCACAGAAUUAAUUCACGUGCUGGGAUUCAAGUGAAUAAUUAGUAAUUGAAUCCCAGCACAACAGUAUAUAUAGAUGCACAUUUUCAUUCAGUCAGGGUUGGGUGUUCGAGAGUGGAGAACGGGUGAGAGAGAGAAGGAGAAACGUAAAAUAAGAUCGUAAAUAUAAGUGUUUGUACUCACCGUGUUUGUUUGUCUCCGUGCACCGUUUGUCUGUGUAGUCCGUUUUGUUUGUCUAUUUAUUUUGGUGUGAAGUGCCGUGCCCUGUUUUGUUUCAAACCUUUUAUUUUCUGUUCUGUUUAUUAAAUGCUGAGCGCGAUCACGCGCUCAGCCUCACCAAAACCCCAAGUCUCUGUCUGUUUAUUUCCUGCAUCUGGUCUGACGCCACCCACUCCGGCCGUCUUUGUGACACGUGGUGUCCUGCGUGGGAUCGACAGCGCCUCCAGGACUCAGGCCAGAGCAGGAACCGCAGUUUUGGAUUUAAAAAAAAAAUAAAUAAAAAAAAAAAAUGGCAGAAGACGCCAUCAAAGUGCGGGACUGGAUGCUGGAAAAUGCUGGGCUGGAGGCCCAGUCUAUACCAGUAGUCAUCCAGUUCCUGCAGUUUAUGGAUAGGGAACGAUGGGAGGCUUAUGCAAGGGAACAGACCGUAAGCACCUGGGAGGAAGGUGUGGGGUUGGUCCUCAGCUACCUGGAGGCAAUUAUAAGUGGAACAGCAGCCCAGGUAGCAGGUCCACCAGCAGAGGAAGAAUGCCUGCUGUCCCCGUCUCCACCAGCAGAGGAAGAAUGCCUCCUGGUUUUGCGUCCACAGCCCGAGCGGGAGGAGCCUGAGCGUCCACAGCCCAAACGGGAGGAGCCUGAGCGUCCACAGCCCAAGCGGAAGGAGCCUGAACGUCCUACGCCUGAGUGGAAGGAGCCCGAACAUCCUACGCCUGAGUGGGAGGAGCCUGAACGUCCUACGCCUGAGUGGGAGGAGCCCAAACGUCCUACGCCUGAGUGGGGGGAGCCCGAACGUCCACAGCCCAAGAGGGGGGAGUCGGUGCGUCCACAGCCCAAAAGGGAGGAGUCGGUGCGUCCACAGCCCAAAAGGGAGGAGUCGGUGCGUCCACAGCCCAAAGGGAGGCAAGUCGGGGCUUCCACAGCUCUGGGACCCAAGCCACCAGCAGAGGGAAAAUGCCUGCUGGUUCAGCCCCAAGAGCCGGAAGGGGAGGAGUUACAGGCCCAACCCCCUGAAAAUUUUUUGGGGGGAGAGGGGCAGAAGGCUUGUGUCCCCCAGCAGCCUCUAUUCAUGCUGCUGAAGGCAGCACGGCGCGCACCAGCCCAGCCGCCACAGCGGAGGGAGCCAGCGCCGCCAGGAGCAGAGGAGCUGCCUCUGCCUCCACCACCACCAGGAGCAGAGGAGCUGGAGCUGCCUCUGCCUCCACCACCGCCAGGAGCAGAGGAGCUGGAGCUGCCUCUGCCUCCACCACCACCAGGAGCAGAGGAGCUGGAGCUGCCUCUGCCUCCACCACCACAAGGAGCAGAGGAGCUGGAGCUGCCUCUGCCUCCACCACCACCAGGAGCAGAGGAGCUGGAGCUGCCUCUGCCUCCACCACCGCCAGGAGCAGAGGAGCUGGAGCUGCCUCUGCCUCCACCACCACCAGGAGCAGAGGAGCUGGAGCUGCCUCUGCCUCCACCACCGCCCGGAGCAGAGGAGCAGGAGCUGCCUCUGCUGCCCGUACCUCCACAGGGAGUACGGUGGCCGGAGCCCCAGAAAGGGGAGCUGCCGGCCACGAAGAAGGGGGACGAGGUCUGGAGACCACUUUCCCCAGCAGCAGUUUCGCUGCAGGAGUUCUUGUGGCCGGAGCCCCACAGGAGGGAGCUGCCGGCUACGAAGAAGGGGGAGGUCGGGGGGACCACCUGCCCCCGCAGCUUUUUCGCUGCAGGACGGGACCAGCAUGCUGUCAGCCGUGCCACUACCGGCAGGGGAGCUGACAGCAUUUCCAGCCAUGGGCCCACUGAAGCCUCCCUUCCCAGCCCGAGACUUUGGCCUGGACUGCUGGGUAUUUAAGGGGGGAGGUGGCCGUUGAGGCCAUGUGUGCUUUGCACAGGGGGGGGGGGUAUAUGUGGCAAAGUGCCCGCCCCUGUGUGUAUUUUGCGUGUUAUGUGUUGUAUGUAUGGUGCGUAUGUUAAUGUUGGUGUAUAGAUUGGUACACGGGAUAUAAACGGGUCUGUGUUUCACGUGUGAUUUAAAAAGGUAGUUUUGUAUUUAGGCAUGAGGAGGGCACAAAUCAGUUCACGUGCUGGUUAAAUGUAAUAUGUGAGCACGGGGUUGCACAGAAUUAAUUCACGUGCUGGGAUUCAAGUGAAUAAUUAGUAAUUGAAUCCCAGCACAA
Acipenser ruthenus (sterlet) is the source of this 6951-nucleotide messenger RNA. Its product is annotated as proline-rich protein 2-like. The transcript has 2 exons. The record is from RefSeq and is a predicted model, not a curated record. NCBI's taxonomy places the organism in Eukaryota, Metazoa, Chordata, Actinopteri, Acipenseriformes, Acipenseridae. The coding region runs from base 5088 to 6626 and encodes 512 amino acids.